Messenger RNA from Sycon ciliatum, 1778 nucleotides. RefSeq lists its product as uncharacterized. The transcript is spliced from 5 exons. NCBI's taxonomy places the organism in Eukaryota, Metazoa, Porifera, Calcarea, Leucosolenida, Sycettidae. The record is from RefSeq and is a predicted model, not a curated record. The coding region runs from base 418 to 945 and encodes 175 amino acids.
UACAUGAAGCAUGAUGAUGAUGAAAGCAUGUACUGAUCAUGUCAGUGAGCAGGUUAUUUUUUUGUUUCGCAGAUUUUCGUCCUGUUUUCCCAACAUAGACAUUACUCACUCCUCCGCUACUACUGGCGCUAGUAUUGCACCUGCGAGUUGAACUUGAGAGCUUGUGGCGCGUGGAGAACCCGUUCCAGAUCAGACGGCUCGCUAGAGGUCUGUGCGCGGCUUGACGACUAGUCCACGCUCGACAUCUCGGCUGGACUUCCAGGCGCUAGGCUCAUUCUGCAUCUGGGAAUUCCCAGUUCGAUCGGGAAUAACGGGAGCGUCUCAUCUUCCUCGGACCAAGACCAUUCGACUCAGCACCCUGAAGACUACGACUGGUGAAAAUUUCUUUUUAGGAUCACGCGUGGACACACAAAGGUCAUGGCAGCAAACGGUCCCAACAUCACCUGCACCGGUGACAACACGAGUUUUGCAUUCAACACAACUAAUAUGACAAUUAACGUGACGCCGGCGCCUGGCUUUCAACAGCCGCCCCAGAGAGGAGAUGCCAAAGGCACAGCGAGGCCUGAGCCAGAAACCCAGGGGUACAAUGAUGCUCAGCAACACCAGCCCUCGGACGCAUGGCUAGACGAACCCAACCUCGAGGAGUCCUACAUCGGAUGGGAACGAGUACUUCACCCUCAUCGCCUGGAGCUAGAUCGCCUUUUAGGUAGAGAUUCUAUCCAGGAUAGGCUGCAUAUGGUGGAACUCAUUUCAGAUCCAGAAAUGAAAAACGUGCGACAUAUGAGAGCUUCUUUCCAAGAUUUAGGGCAUUAUAUUCUUGAGAACAUAAUAUUUCGCCAUCCCGUUAUAUUUAUUCCCCGUUUUAUCCACGAGCUAAACGGAGAGUUGGGCAUUGAAACUACGGCUGACCUUCGGCGUCGUUAUGAAGCCCUCCAAGCAGCCUAAGUACAGGUGGUUGUGCAAAAGAGAACAUCUCGUAUCUUAUUGCAAUUUUUCAAUUUUCCUUUCUCUCUCUUUAUCCCUCUCUCUCUCUUCUCUCUCUCUCUCUCUCUCUCUCUCUCUCUCUCUUUCUCUCUCUCUCUCUCUCUCUCUCUCUCUCUCUCUCUCUCUCUCUCUCUCUCUCCCUCUCUCUCUCUCUCUCUCUCUCUCUCUCUCUCUCUCUCUCUCUCUCUCUCUCCGUCUCUCUCUCUCUGUCUCUCUCUCUCACUCUCUCCCUCUCUCUCCCUCUCUCUCUCUCAUCCUCAUAAGCAUGCACAGGUACGCAUGUCCAUCCCCCCCCCCCCCCCCCUCCAACCACUGAGCAACUCGGUAGUGAGUGCAGUGGUGGUGGUGAUACCCUGACCGGACAUCAGACUAGACCUGCGCCUGCCCUGCAAAUGCUUAGAAUUGUGUGCAAUUGGCACAUAACCUGCUUUUAGAUCGUUUAGAACCUUGUAUUUCUUUGAAAUUCUAGAACGCAACACAAGGACCAGUACUUCCUCUGGUUAUACCGUUGUCUGCCUUGCAUCCCUUUGUGUACGUCUUCUGUACUGCACUCUUCCCGCAACAAGCAUUGAGCAGUUUAACAGGUUAAGGUGACCUGCUGCCACUGUACUCUCUCCCCAGUAGAGCAGGUACUUGUAGACACUAAGCUACUGCUGCCAAUGAUUAGAUUGGAUUUUAUUUAUCUUAUUUUGAUUUAAAUUUGACAGCGUUAGGCAAGAGUAGACGUACAUCAGCCCUGCUUAUGGCUACGCAAUGAUAAAUCUUCUUUUGAUUCUAAUACAGUAUUUUGUCCA